This is a messenger RNA of Pangasianodon hypophthalmus (striped catfish), 3127 nucleotides long. RefSeq names its product C-type lectin domain family 4 member M. The transcript is spliced from 5 exons. NCBI's taxonomy places the organism in Eukaryota, Metazoa, Chordata, Actinopteri, Siluriformes, Pangasiidae. Gene Ontology annotation, molecular function: signaling receptor activity. The record is from RefSeq and is a predicted model, not a curated record. Bases 48 to 1553 code for a protein of 501 amino acids.
GACAAGGAACAACAACGUCUUGUUGAAAAGCAUUACUGAAAAGCAGGAUGGAGAUGAGACAGGUCAUAGUUAAAAAUUUCCAUCUGGUUUCAUAUAACAGGUUUAAUUCCUGUGAAGACAAUGAUGACAAGGAUGAGGACAACCUGGCCAAUCAGAGCAUCAGGAACAUCAGCUCAGGAUGCAACACUUCAGGGAGCAGGUAUUACAGACUUUCUGCAGUGUGUUUGACCCUGCUGUGUGUUCUCCUGAUUUCUGCUGUCUCAGUGCUGUGGGUCAAGUUCAACAACCUGACUACAAAAAACACUGAUUUACAAACUCAUUACAGCAAUCUCAUUCUUGAGAAAGAGCAGCUCCAAACCAGCUACGGAAACCUGACUUUUGAAAGGAACCAACUUCAGAUAAUGUACAGUAACCUGAACAGAGACAAAAACCAGUUACAGGCCAGCUACAACAACCUGACUGUCGAGAGAGACCGGUUACAGGCCAGCUACAACAAACUGACUGUCGAGAGAGACCGGGUACAGGCCAGCUACAACAAUCUGACUGUCGAGAGAGACUGGUUACAGACCAGCUACAACAACCUGACUGUCGAGAGAGACCGGGUACAGACCAGCUACAACAAACUGACUGUCGAGAGAGACCGGGUACAGGCCAGCUACAACAAUCUGACUGUCGAGAGAGACUGGUUACAGACCAGCUACAACAACCUGUCUGUCGAGAGAGACUGGUUACAGACCAGCUACAACAACCUGUCUGUCGAGAGAGACUGGUUACAGACCAGCUACAACAACCUGACUGUUGAGAGAGACCGGGUACAGACCAGCUACAACAAACUGACUGUCGAGAGAGACCGGGUACAGACCAGCUACAACAAACUGUCUGUCGAGAAAGACCAGUUACAGACUAGCUACAACAACCUGUCUGUCGAGAGAGACCAGUUACAGACUAGCUACAACAACCUGACUAUUGAGAGAGACAGGUUACAGACCAGCUACAACAACCUGAUCAUGGUGAGAGACCAGGACCAGGCGAAAUGUAAAGAACUGGCUAAUGAAAUGGCGAAACUGCAGACAAACUACAGCACCAUGGCAAACCAGAAAGACCAGUUGCAGAAGGAGAAAGAUGAAAUUCAGAAAAGGUUGCGAGAGAUAGCUGCACAGGCCAAACUAGGCUGGGUCUAUUUCAGCUCCAGUCUUUACUUCAUCUCUACUGAGAAGAAAAGCUGGAAUGAGGCCAGAGCGGACUGCAGAAAGAAGGGAGCAGACCUCGUGAUCAUCAAGACCAAAGAGGAAGAGGAGGUCCUUGUUAAGCAGCUGGGCAGCGAUAAGGCUUGGAUUGGUUUAAAUGACAGACCCGUAGAGGGGACCUGGAAAUGGGUGGAUGGUACAGCACUGACCACUGCGUACUGGGCUCCGGGGGAACCCAAUAAUUCAGGAAAUGAGGACUGUGCUGAGCUUUGGGGUCUUCUGGAUAAACAGGGUUGGAACGACCGUCCGUGCAACGACGGAGUGAGAUGGAUCUGUAAGAAACCUUUUCGGACUUCUCAGUGGUAAGUUGAGAAAUUAAAUAAUAAAAUGCGCAGUGAUGAUGUAAUAAUGCAACUCUGACUCAGUCUCUCUAUGUUGUAUUAUUCUCAGAUUAAACUCAGCCUUCUGUCAGCAGCGACCUCCACCGACUGUGUCACAAAAACACGCUUGAGUACCCCAUCCACUUAUAAUAUUACUCUAACUAGCUAUCUAGUGUAAGUAGGUAAUAUUUAGGUACUGCAGUAAUGUCUCUCUCUAUAACUUUGGCUUUUGUCACAGCUUAUUUUAUUAAAUUUAUGCAGUGGUAGUACUACUAAGCUAGCACCAGCCACUUUAUUAGGAACACCUGUACACCUGCUCAUUAAUGCAAUUAUCCAAUCAUCCAAUCACGUGUCAGCAGGGCAAUGCAUAGAAUCUUGCAGAUACAGGUCAAAAGCGUCAGUUAAUGUUCACAACAAACAUCAGUGAACUCAGUGAUCAAACUGGACAGUUGAAGAUUGGAAAAACUUGCCAAGUCUUUUUUCAAUCUUGUCCAGUUUGGGGGAGUCUGUUCCCACUGUAGCCUCAGAUUCCUGUUCUUGGAGGAAAGGAAUGGAACCUGUCUUCUGCUGUAAUAGCCUCAAGGUUCAACAUGUUGUGCUUUCUGAGAUGCUUUUCCUUUCACCAUGUUUGUAAAGAGUGAUUAUUUGAGUUAUCGUAGCCUUCGUCUCUGAUCAACAAAACACUGGAUGGCUUUUGUUUUUCGCACCAUUCUGUGUAAACUUUAGGGACUGUGUGCGAAAAUCCCAGCAGUUUCUGAAAUAGUCAAAUCAGUCUGGUGAUGCCAGCUGAAGCUCUUGACUUGUAUCUGCAUGAUUUUAUGCCACAUGAUUGGAUCAUUGCAUGAAUGAGCAGGUGUUCCUAAUAAAGUGGACGGUGAAUGUAUGUUCCUCUGUUGAAAACCAUGAAUGAUCUGAUGUAAUGCUAAGCCAGCUGUCGAGAGUCAAAACCUUUUUUAUAAAGCUGUUAGCUACCUAGCUAUUUGUGUUUAGCUAAAUUACUGUAAUGACAGUUGUCUACGGAUGCACUGUAUAUUUUUUCAAAACUGUGUAGAAAAAAACAAAACGCUGACACAUUUUCUUGAGCACCCAAUUUAACUGUAGCAGUGAGACAUUUCACAUAUAGUUGUCUGUGUUUUAUUUAAAUAAAGUUUUAUUUCACUGCUUUAAAAAUCAAUGACAUUAGCUUGAACUGUUUAGCUUUUCUUGAAGACUCUACCCAAGUUAAAUUAAGUUAACAAGGUUUCUCUGUAAAUGUUAGCUAGCUACAUUAGUGUACUUGAUUAGGAUAUUUAUGUGCCCAACACUCAGUCCACUAUGUCACUGAAUAUUUUGUAAAUGAAAUCGGAUUUUUUGGAUUUCAGUGAAUGCUAGAACACAUUUCUAGUUGAUUAGCCUGUUAGCUUUGAGUACCAUUAGCUUUGAGUACCAUACGGCAUUGCCAGUAAACAGGUAACAAUGUAUUAUAUAUUCGAAUGCUAAGACUUUGCUCUUUAUUUAUAUUUUUAAAUGAAAACUGUGUUGCAUAAUAUAAAUCUUAAAAUAAAUAUUUCCCUCCAUUCA